This is a messenger RNA of Chionomys nivalis (European snow vole), 1113 nucleotides long. Its product is annotated as transcription initiation factor TFIID subunit 7-like. Gene Ontology annotation, biological process: RNA polymerase II preinitiation complex assembly; transcription initiation at RNA polymerase II promoter. The record is from RefSeq and is a predicted model, not a curated record. Lineage: Eukaryota; Metazoa; Chordata; Mammalia; Rodentia; Cricetidae. Gene Ontology annotation, molecular function: RNA polymerase II general transcription initiation factor activity. The transcript has a single exon. Gene Ontology annotation, cellular component: transcription factor TFIID complex. The coding region runs from base 1 to 1113 and encodes 370 amino acids.
AUGAGUGAACCCCAGGACGAACGUCCUCACGAGCUGGAGAGCCAGUUCAUCCUGCGCCUGCCCCCGGAACAUGCUUCCGCUCUCCGGGAAAUCAUCCGUUCUGGCAGUGCCGCCACGAGAGAGAAACUAAAGAUCGACUUAUCUCCUGACACCCGGCACGCCGUUGUUCAGGUGGAUAAUGUGUCGCUCUCUGCCAGGGUUGUUGAUUUGCCUUGUGUUAUCGGAAGCCUGAAAACUCACGAUCGGAAGACCUUUUAUCAGACAGCGGAUAUUUCCCAGAUGCUUCUAUGCAGUGCCGAUGGCGAUCCCCGCCCUUCUUCCGUAGAGCUCGUCCCUUCUGCUGGUGCUCCAGCAAUGGGAAACGAAGGGGAAACCGAGAAAAAAUGUCUUUGGAAGCAUGGCAUUACCCCACCGCUUAAGAAUGUCAGAAAGAGACGGUUUCGGAAGCCAGCAAGGAAGCUCCCUGAUAGGAAGCAGAGUGAAGAAGGUGGUAGUGGCGCCAUUGAUUCUAAAGACGUGGAAAAGGAAGUAAAGAGACUGCUCCGUUCAGAUGCUGAAGCCAUCAGCAGCCGAUGGGAAAUCGUUGAUGAUGAAAUCAAGGCAGUCCAAAGUCAAACUUGUGUCCCAGGGCUUCCUGACCCCACUGCAAUAAGUGGUCCUGUCUCAUCAGAAUGUGCUAUACCUCAGAACACAUUCCGUGAUUCUAGCCAUCAUGAUGAUGAUCAAGAAGAGAAGGAUGAGGAGGAAGAGGAGGAAGAAGAUGAGGAGGAGGAGGAGGAAGAGGAGGAGGAAGAAGAGGAGGAAGAUGAUUAUGAAGAGGAUCUGGAAAGGGAGCUACAAGCCAAGUUUAUUGAGUUUAGCUCGUGCAAAGCUAAGGAAGGCCAUAGUUCAAUAAUUUUGGGAAUUCAGAAGCUGAUUCAUCACAAGGAGAAGAAGCUCCAAAAGAUUCAGGGCAAAGCACAAAGACAAAAAUAUCUCCUCAGAAAAUUGGAAAACCUGACCCUCAAGAGUCAUUUCCAGUCUGUGCUAGGACAGCUCAAGUUGCAGGAGAAGCAGAAGCUUGAGCAGAUCAUUUUCCUGCAGGAACAACUGAAAUAUUUUUUGAAGAAGUAA